AAAAACGAAUGAAUAAUCCAUAUUAACCAUAUAGACCACCUUACUCUAGAUUGGGGAAUACUCCUCCUUAGAAUGCAAAUAUUCUAUCUUAUGUAGACUCAGUAUUAUAGAAAUCAAGAAACAUGUAUGGACAUCGACCAUCUGAUCCAUUGACAAGAUAUCCAUAAUAAUAUGGAAAUACAGGGAUAAUAAAAACAGAUACAGAUGUUAAGAAUAUAAGUAGUUCUCCUUUACUUGUUUCUUAAAAAUCGAUGGUGCAACAACAGACAUUAAAAAGCAAACUAGAGUAUUAAUCUCCUAAGAAAUGCGAAGAAUUUUAAUUUCAAUAAGAGCAGAGGAAGAAUGUUGGUUCAGUUCCUUAGAGUAAUAAGAGUAAAGAGGAGAAUGAGAAUGUAAAGAUAUUUAAAAAUAAUGAAGGUAAAAGUGAUUAAUGAGUAAGAGAAAAGUGAGAUGCUAAAAUACAAAAACUUUAUGAUAAUAAAGAGAUUGGGUGUGGGUAAAUAUAGUGAAGUGUAUUUGGCAAUACAUAUUAGAACAGGAUUUUUGGUUGCAUUAAAAGUGAUAUAGAAAGCAUUGAUAAUUAAGGAACUGAUGUAAGGUUAAUUGGCUUGGGAAAUAAAAAUUUAGUAUCUUUUAGAACAUCCAAAUAUAACAAGAUUGUACACAUUCUUUUAGACUUGUAAGAUUAAUAAAAUACUUGUAUAGAGACUGAGAUUGUAUUAGUAUUAGAAUAUUGUUCUCAUGGAUAAUUGAACAGUGUACAAUAGACAAAAUAGAAUAAGAGAUUUAAUGAGAAGGAGGCAGCUUAAAUGGUGUAAUAGAUAACAUUAGCUUUGAUGUAUAUUCACAAUUAGGAUGUGAUACAUAGAGAUAUCAAACCAGAUAAUAUCUUAUUGAGUUUUGGAUAAGUUAAAUUAGCAGACUUUUCAUUUUGUGUCUAUUCUCCAGAUGAAUACAGAUAAACCUAAUGUGGAACAUUGAUAUAUGCAUCACCUGAGAUCUUAGAAGGAGACAUGUACGAUAAGAAGAUAGACAUAUGGGGUUUAGGAGUAUUGACCUAUGAAUUAUGUUUUGGAAAACCUCCAUGGAAAGAGAACUAAUAGGAAUUAAUGAAAACAGUAGAAAUAUUAAAUAAUAUCUAAAGGCAUGUUUUAUGAUACCUUAUACUGCAUCAAGAGAUUUGAGGGACUUUAUUGAAAAUCUAGUUAAAAGAUUAUCUCGUGAGAGAUAUACAGCUUAAUAAGCUUAUAAUCAUGCAUGGUUGUAGAGAAGUAUGCAAGUGGUUCCAUUCUAUAUUUCAACUAAUGAAGAUUUAUUUAAUUGA
Paramecium sonneborni is the source of this 1324-nucleotide messenger RNA. NCBI's taxonomy places the organism in Eukaryota, Ciliophora, Oligohymenophorea, Peniculida, Parameciidae. The record is from the annotation of a GenBank genome assembly.